CGUCUUCCCAGGUCAGGUAUCAGAUCUGAAAGGACACUUUGUAACUCAGGUAGCCAUGGGGAAAGCUCACAGCUGCGUCCUCACCAAGAGCGGGGAGGUGUGGACGUUUGGAGUGAACAACAAGGGCCAGUGUGGUCGAGACACUGGAGCCAUGAGCCAGGCAGGGAAAGCAUUUGGAGUGGAGAACAUGGCUACUGCUAUGGAUGAGGACUUAGAGGAUGAGCUAGAUGAGAAAGAGGAGAAGUCUAUGAUGUGUCAGCCGGGCAUGCACAAGUGGAAGCUGGACCAGUGUAUGGUGUGCACCGUGUGUGGAGAUUGCACAGGGUACGGUGCUAGCUGUGUGAGCAGUGGGCGACCUGACAGAGUGCCGGGAGGGAUUUGUGGCUGUGGCUCUGGUGAGUCGGGCUGUUCAUCAUGUGGCUGCUGUAAAGCUUGUGCCAGGGAACUGGAUGGUCAGGAGGCCAGACAGAGGGGAAUCUUUGAUGCUGUGAAGGAAAUGAUACCACUCGACCUGCUCUUGGCUGUGCCUGUCCCUCCUCCCCCAGGCGUCAAUAUUGAAGAGCACAUCCAGAUUCGACAGGAGGAGAAGAGACAGCGUGUCAAUCGCCGGCACCGAUUGGAAGAUGGCCGAGGCCCCCUUGUUUACCCUGGCCCCCUUUUUAUGAACCAGCGUGAGCAGGUGCUAGCCAGACUAAGACCCCUUCAGGCCUUUAAGCUAAUGCGGGAGAAACUCAAAGAUGGCAGCAGUGAACGUGGGGACAAAGAUGCCAGUAAGAUCACAACCUAUCCUCCAGGGUCGGUGCGCUUUGAUUGUGAGCUGCGAGCUGUGCAGGUCAGCUGUGGCUUCCAUCACUCCGUGGUAUUAAUGGAGAAUGGUGAUGUUUACACCUUUGGUUAUGGACAGCAUGGACAACUUGGACAUGGAGAUGUUAAUUCUAGGGGGUCCCCCACUCUGGUGCAGGCUCUACCUGGCCCCAGUACUCAGGUGACUGCAGGCAGUAACCACACUGCAGUGCUUCUUAUGGAUGGACAGGUCUUCACCUUUGGGAGUUUCUCGAAAGGGCAAUUAGGGCGGCCCAUUCUUGACAUGCCCUACUGGAACGCCAAGCCUUCUCCGAUGCCCAACAUUGGAGCUAAGUAUGGCCGCAAGGCCACGUGGAUCGGUGCCAGCGGUGAUCAGACCUUCCUUAGAAUCGAUGAGGCGCUGAUCAACUCCCACGUCUUGGCCACCUCAGAGAUUUUCGCCAGCAAACACAUCAUAGGUCUGGUUCCAACAUCUGUAUCUGUGCCUCCACCCUUCAAAUGUCUAUUGAUUAACAAAAUGGAUGGGAGCUGCCGCACAUUCAAUGACUCAGAGCAGGAGGACCUCCAGGGGUUUGGUCUCUGUCUAGACCCUGUCUAUGAUGUCAUCUGGAGGUUCCUACCUGCCACAUGUGAGAUGUGUUGCUAUAACGCUGUGAUAGCAGAUGCUCGUGUGCCCCCCGCCUCUGACAUCCAGGCCCUCUGCAGCAUUCUUAGUCCUGAGCUGGCUCUGCCCUCAGGCUCUCACGCCACCACCACACGUUCCCAUGGAGCUCUGCACAUCCUGGGUUGUCUUGACACACUGGCUGCUAUGCAGGAACUGAAGAUGGGUGUGGCCAGUGCUGAGGAAGAGACCCAGGCUGUGAUGAAGGUCUACUCUAAAGAAGACUACAGUAUGGUCAACCGCUUUGAGAGUCACGGAGGAGGCUGGGGUUACUCGGCACACUCUGUAGAGGCCAUCCGCUUCUGCGCUGAUGCUGACAUCUUGUUAGGGGGUUUGGGUCUUUUUGGUGGUAGAGGAGAGUACACUGCAAAGAUCAAGUUGUUUGAGCUGGGCCCAGAUGGUGGAGACCAUGAGACUGAUGGAGACCUGUUGGCCGAGACUGAUGUACUGGCGUAUGACUGUGCCGCUCGGGAGAAAUACGCCAUGAUGUUUGAUGAGCCUGUGCUCCUGCAGUUGGGCUGGUGGUACGUGUCGUGGGCUCGUGUGUCGGGGCCCAGCAGUGACUGCGGAUCCCACGGCCAGGCGACCAUCACCACUGAUGAUGGUGUGGUCUUUCAAUUUAAAAGCUCCAAGAAAUCAAACAAUGGUACUGAUGUGAAUGCUGGACAAAUACCUCAGCUACUCUACAGGUUACCCUGUAAUGAUGGUAAUGCCUCUAAAGGGAAGCAGCAGACCAGUGAGCCUGUUCACAUCCUCAAACGUUCCUUCGCCAGGACCGUCUCUGUGGAUUGUUUCGAGUCUCUUUUGAGUAUUCUGCACUGGAGCUGGACCACACUGGUGUUGGGGGUAGAGGAGCUCAGAGGGCUAAAGGGUUUUCAGUACACAGCCACCCUUCUGGACUUGGAGCGUCUGCGAUUUGUGGGCACAUGCUGUCUGCGACUACUGCGGGUCUACAUCUGCGAGAUAUUUCCCAUCUCUGCCAGCACCAAAGCAGUGGUGGAAGAGUCCAGCAAGCUGGCGGAGUGUGUAGGAAAGACACGCAGUCUCUUGAAGAAGAUCUUGUCAGAGGGGAUGGACAACUGCUUAACCAAACUGGACAAUGACCCGCAGGGAUAUCUGAGUCAGCCCCUCACUCUGCUGGAGGCCGUACUACAAGAGUGUCACAACACCUUUACUGCAUGCUUUCACACUUUCUACCCCACACCUGCCCUGCAGUGGGCCUGUCUCUGUGACCUGCUCAACUGCCUUGAUCAGGACAUUCAAGAAGCGAACUUCCGCACAUCAAGCAGCCGUCUGCUUGCUGCUGUGAUGUCAGCGCUCUGUAACACAUCCGUCAAGCUGACCUCCAUCUUGCCCAUCGCUUAUGACGGAGAAGUUCUUCUGCGCUCGCUCGUCAAGCAGGUCAGCACAGAGAACGACUCUGCCCUCGCUCACCGCUUCCCCCUGCUGGUGGCACACAUGGAGAAACUCAGUCACACGGAGGAAAAUCUCAUGGGCAUGACAACGUUCCGAGAGGUUCUGGAGAAGAUGCUGGUCAUUGUGGUGCUUCCUGUGAGGAAGAGUCUGAGGAAGGAGAUGGAGCUUUUCUCUCCUCAUCUGGUGUCCAACACCUGUGGUCUUCUGGCCAGUAUUGUUAGUGAACUGACUGCUUCUGCUCUCGGCUCUGAGGUGGAUGGGCUCAACUCUCUGCAUUCGGUGAAGUCCACCCCUAAUCGCUUCACUAAGACCAGCCAGGGCCGCAGCUGGAACACCGGAAACGGCUCCCCUGACGCCAUCUGCUUUAUGGUGGACAAGCCAGGGGUGGUGCUGGUGGGCUUCUGCGUCUACGGGGGAGGAGGCAUCCAUGAAUAUGAGCUGGAGGUGCUCGCUGAUGAUGCUCAGACGGAGAACCCUGGAGAUUCCACCCACUCCCACAGAUGGACGUCUCUGGAGUUGGUCAAAGGCACCUACAGCACUGAUGACUCCCCCAGUGACAUUGCUGAGAUCCGCCUGGACAAAGCUGUUCCUCUGAAGGAAAAUGUAAAAUAUGCUGUUCGUCUGCGAAAUUACGGCAGCCGUACGGCCAAUGGGGAUGGAGGUAUGACGACCGUGCAGUGCUCGGAUGGAGUUACUUUCACAUUCAGCACAUGCAGUUUAAGCAGCAAUGGCACCAACCAGACCAGAGGCCAGAUUCCUCAGAUUCUCUAUUAUAGGAGUGAAUAUGAUGGUGACCUGCAGUCACAGUUGUUAAGUAAAGCCAACGAGGAGGACAAGAACUGCAGUCGGGCUCUCUCUGUGGUCAGCGUGGUGGUGCGGGCAGCCAAAGAUCUCCUGCACAGGGCCUUUGCUGUGGAUGCUGAAGAUAUUCCAGAGCUCCUGAGUUCCUCAAGUCUCUUCUCAAUGCUGCUUCCACUUAUUUUAGCGUACAUCGGCCCUGUCGCCUCCUCUGUGCCUAAGGCUGCUGUAGAGGUGUUUGGUUUUGUACAGGAACUUCUUCCAGCUGUUUCCGCCCUGAACCAGAAAUAUGCACCCCCUGCUUUCAACCCUAACCAAUCCACAGACAGCACGACUGGGAACCAACCCGAACCGGGCCUGUCAGCUUGCACCACGUCUAAUCAUUAUGCUGUUAUAGAAAGUGAUCACCCCUAUAAGCAGGCUGGUGUCACUCAGUAUAAGGUUUCCUUUCCAGACUGUGUUCGCUGGAUGACCAUUGAGUUUGACCCUCAGUGUGGCACAGCACAGCCGGAAGAUGUCCUCCGUCUCCUGAUUCCCAGCCGAUCACUGCAUUUUUCUGGGCUUGGCUCCAAAGCUCUGGCCCACGAGACCAUCAACAGCUGGACCGAGCUCAAGAAGUUCUCUGGCUCAAGUGGCUGGCCCACUGCUGUCCUGGUGCUACCAGGAAACGAAGCUAUUUUUUCCUUGGAAACUGCAUCAGAUUAUGUGAAAGAUGAGAAGGCUUGUUUCUACGGAUUCAAAUGUGUGGCUGUUGGCUUUGAGUUUAGCCCUUGUGUUGAUGAGGGUAUUAUUCAGCUGGAAAAGGAAUUGGCCUAUUUGGGAAGUGUGUGUGCAGCAGCUCUAAUGAAAAAGGAUCUAGCUUUACCCAUAGGAAGUGAUUUGGAGGAGGAUUUGGAGAUCUUAGAAGAGGCCUCACUCCAGGUGUGUAAAGCUCACUCAGGGCUCCUGGGGAAGGGGCUGGCCCUCUCUCACUCUCCCACCUUCCUGGAGGCACUGGAGGGCAACCUGCCACUGCACCUACAGACAAAUGAACACUCUUUCCUGGAGGACUUCAUCACCUGCAUGCAGAACUCAAGUGGUGGACGGCUUGCCAGGUGGCUUCAGCCAGACUCCUAUGCAGAUCCUCAAAAAACCUCACUUAUUCUGAACAAAGAUGACAUCCGCUGUGGCUGGCCCACUACUGUUGUAGUGCAGACCAAAGACCAAUAUGGUGAUGUUGUUCAUGUGCCAAACAUGAAGGUUGAACUGAAGGCUGUUCCAGUCUCUCAGAAGAAGUCCAUCCAGCAGGAGAACAUAAAGAAACUACAGCGUUUGCCAGGCAGCUCCUCUAACUCUGCGUCAGGCACUGAUCUGACCUUCGGUGGCCAUCCGGCACCCAAACUAGAGGCGACUUAUGAACCCAUGAUUAUAAAAGAAGCUCGCUAUGUCGCCAUCACCAUGAUGAAGGCAUAUGAAAAUUACUCUUUUGAGGAACUUCGCUUUGCUUCACCCACACCAAAGAGGCCUAGUGAGAACAUGCUCAUCCGGGCCAACACAGAUGGCACUUACAGCGCUAACUGGACCCCUGGUGCUGUUGGACUUUACACCAUUCAUGUGACCAUAGAUGGCAUUGAAAUUGAUGCUGGUCUGGAGGUGGAGGUGAAAGACCCACCUAAAGGAAUGAUCCCACCUGGCACACAGAUGGUUAAACCUAAAGCUGAACCUCAACCGAACAAGGUGCGCAAAUUUGUGGCCAAGGACAGCGCAGGCCUGCGUGUGCGUAGUCAUCCCUCUCUCCAAAGUGAACAGAUAGGCAUAGUCCAUGUCAAUGGCACCAUCACAUUCAUUGACGAGAUCCACAAUGAUGAUGGUGUCUGGCUCAGACUGAAUGAUGACACGGUAAAGAAGUAUGUUCCCAACAUGAAUGGGUACACUGAAGCCUGGUGCCUCUCUUUUAACCAGCAUCUGGGCAGAAGCCUCCUGCUCCCCGUCGAUGAGGGCAGGUCAAGUUUGGAUCAAUAUGGAAACGAAACCAGCGGCCGUCCUUAUCAGGAGACCACCGUACGUGGCCUACACACAGGCCUGGGUGGUGGACCAGGUCUUUAUAAGGUAGUGAAGACCGGACCUUCGGGUCACAACAUCAGAAGCUGCCCAAACCUUAGAGGUAUCCCCAUUGGAAUGUUAGUUCUGGGGAACAAAGUCAAGGCGGUAGGCGAGGUGAUUAACCCAGAGGGCACAUGGGUUCAGCUGGAUAAGAACAGUGUGGUGGAGUUCUGUGAGAGUGAUGAAGGUGAGGCCUGGUCUCUAGCCCGAGACAGAGGAGGGAAUCAGUAUCUGCUGCAUGAGGAAGAGCAAGUGAUUUUGGAGCAUGGAGCCCAGACCCCACCUCCCAGCCCUUUCUCAGUCCAGGCAUUUAAUAGGGGCAUGGGCAGCUCAGGAGCUCAGGGCUUCGACUAUGGCAUCUCCAACAACAAAGGUGACCGGCUGAGUGCCAUACUGAAUUCCAUUCAGAAUGGGCCUUUCCUCCCAACUCCUUCCAUGUUUGAGCAAGCUGCCAAACCUCCCUCUUCCCCUGUCCACAGCCCAUUUGUGUUUGGACAAUCCCUUCCCCAGCAGCCUCAACCGCAUCCACAGCUUCCGAAUGCUUCAUCACGCAGCCUUGCUUCACGUGAGCGUGUGCACAAAAGCAGUGUGACCGGGGCUGGCACCGCUCUCUCAUCUCUUGUUCUCAGACAAAAGGGUGACAGGGAAAAUGUGCCCAGUCGGUCCAUGUCUCCAGCCAGCAAGCAUCGUCAGGAGAGUCGUUCUUCCAGACCAGACAGUCACUCAGGCCGAACCACUUUAGUUGACCAGAUGAAAAGCAAGAACAAUGACAGUCUGUCUGCCAGCGAAGCCUUCAUUCUAAAAUCAGACACAGGCAAACUGCGUUCUGAUUCUCAUAGCCGCUCUCAUUCCCCUAACCACAACACCCUGCAAGCUCUGAAAGCCGAUGGCCGAACCUCAGGCCUAAGGGCUGAGUCUCCGAACCCUGGGUCCCGUUCUUCCUCACCCAAACAAAAGACUUAUUCCUCAGGCAGAUCCAGCCCUUCCAGUACCAAUUCCCCACGCUCCUCUUCUCCUCAUGAUAAAAACCUUCCUUCUAAAGUUAGUCCUUCUUCUAAAGCUCACCUGGACCCACCUCGUGAGAGAUCCAAAUCAGACUCCUAUACGCUGGAUCCUGACACUCUUAGAAAAAAGAAGGUACCUCUCAUGGAACCUCUGAGGGGAAGAUCUACUUCACCCAAGCCAAAACCACCAGCCAAAGAGGGCAAAGGAGGAAGCAGUAAUGCAGAAAACCGAGCCCCAUCUCCCCAUGUAGUGCAGGAAAACCUCCACAGUGAGGUGGUGGAAGUGUGCAGGUCCAGCACAUUGUUGUCUAGCGAAGAAGCCAAUGAUGAGAACGCAGAGCAGCAUAGUGCCGAAGAGGGCUCCUCCAAGGUGCACUUUAGUAUUGGAAAAGCCCCGGUCAAGGAGGAGCUUGAAAGUCGUUCUUCACCCAAAGUCAGCCGUAAGACCUCCAGCAGGCAUGUGAGACCCAAAAAAGACAAAUCAGGGCCACUCUUUAAGAGUGAGAAUGUACGCCCCACAGAACCAGCAAAGCAGGCCAUGUCACCAUCGGUUGCCGAAUGUGCUCGUGCUGUUUUUGCUGCCUUCUUGUGGCAUGAGGGUAUAGUCCAUGAUGCCAUGGCGUGCUCAUCCUUCCUCAAGUUCAACCCUGAGCUGACCAAGGAGCACGCACCUAUUCGCAAUUCUCUCAGCUGCCAGCAGGGCUUUGACGAGAAGGAGAGCAAACUAAAGAACCGCCAUUCACUGGAGAUCUCCUCUGCUCUCAACAUGUUCAACAUAUCACCCCAUGGCCCAGACAUCUCCAAGAUGGGAAGCAUCAACAAGAACAAGGUUCUGUCCAUGCUAAAAGUGCCACCCUUGCCUGAGAAGUGUGAGGAUGGAAAAAGUGAGGCGGUCGCCUAUGAGAUGACAAGUCACUCCUCCAUGAGGUCUAAGUCUAUCUUGCCUCUCACCCUCCAGCACCUAGUAGCCUUCUGGGAGGACAUAUCUAUGGCAACCAUAAAAGCAGCUACACAGAACAUGAUCUUUCCCAGUCCUGGUUCCAGCGCUAUUCUAAAAAAGAAGGAGAACGAAAAGGAUAGCAAGAAGGCAAAGAAGGAGAAGAAGAAAAAGGAGAAAGCCGAGGUGCGUCCCAGGGGUAACCUCUUUGGGGAGAUGGCACAGUUAGCUAUGGGAGGCCCAGAGAAGGAUACCAUCUGUGAGCUGUGUGGAGAAUCUCACCCAUAUCCUGUUACUUAUCACAUGAGGCAGGCCCACCCAGGCUGUGGCCGGUAUGCUGGUGGUCAGGGCUAUAACAGUAUUGGCCACUUCUGUGGAGGCUGGGCUGGUAACUGUGGAGAUGGUGGAAUUGGAGGAAGCACCUGGUAUCUGGUGUGUGAUCGUUGUAGAGAGAAAUACCUCAGAGAGAAACAAACAGCUGCUAGGGAAAAGGUUAAGCAGUCAAGGAAGAAACCUCUUCAAGUAAAAACCCCACGGGCUCUUCCCACAAUGGUGGCCCACCAGGUGAUUCGUGCCAAUGCGCUGUUCCUGCUGUCCCUGAGCAGUGCUGCUGAGCCGAGCCUGCUUUGCCAUCACCCACCCAAACCUUUCCACACACAUCUGCCCAGUCUGAAGGAGGGAGUGUCUGAGGAAUUACCAAACAAGAUGGGCUGUCUCUAUCUGCAGACCCUAGCUCGCCAGCACACAGAGAACUUCGGAGCCUACCAAGAAGACAACCUGUUUCAGGAUGAAAUGCGUUAUUUGCGUUCUACAUCAGUUCCUGCUCCCUACAUCUCAGUCACUCCAGAUGCCUGCCCCAGUGUUUUUGAAGAGCCAGGAAGUAACAUGAAGUCCAUGCCCCCAAGUUUGGAGACAAGCCCAAUCACAGACAGUGACACAGCCAAGAGGACAGUAUUCCAGCGCUCGUAUUCUGUGGUGGCCUCUGAAUAUGACAAGCAGCACUCAGCCUCUCCAGCACGAGUAAAGGCAGUGCCCAGGCGCAGGGUACACAGUGGGGAUGCAGUUGGGUCUUCUCUACUCCGUCACCCAUCUCCAGAGUUGUCUCGACUGAUCUCGGCCCAUGGCUCUCUCAGCAAGGGCGAGAGAAAUUUCCAGUGGCCUGUGUUAGCAUUUGUGAUCCAGCAUCAUGAUCUGGAGGGACUAGAAGUGGCCAUGAAACACGCGCUUCGCAAAUCAGCCUGCAGGGUGUUUGCCAUGGAGGCAUUUAACUGGCUGCUUUGUAAUGUGACUCAGACCACCUCCCUGCAUGAUAUCCUAUGGCACUUUGUGGCCUCUCUGACCCCAUCUCCCUUUGACACAGAAGAAGAGGAGGAUGAGGAGAGCAAAGGAAACAAGGAGAACCUUGAGCAGGAGAAGGAUUUAGGUGUCUGUGAGCACCCACUCUCUGACAUACUUAUCGCUGGAGAAGCGGCUCACCCGCUGCCCCACACUUUUCAUCGUCUGCUCCAGACCAUCUCUGAUCUUAUGAUGUCCCUGCCUAGUGGAAGCUCCCUCCAGCAAAUGGCCCUGAGAUGUUGGAGUCUUAAAUUCAAGCAGUCAGAUCAUCAGUUCCUGCACCAGAGUAAUGUGUUUCACCACAUCAACAACAUCUUGUCCAAAUCUGACGAUGGCGACAGCGAGGAGAGUUUUAACAUUAGUGUGCAGUCUGGAUAUGAAGCGAUCAGUCAUGAACUUUGUGUGGUGACCUGUCUGAAAGACCUGACUAGUGUGAUGGACAUUAAAACCUCUAGCAGACCGGCCAUGAUUGGCAGCCUGACUGACGGCUCCACUGAGACAUUCUGGGAGUCUGGGGAUGAAGAUAAGAACAAAACAAAGAGCAUUACUAUUAGCUGUGUUGAAGGGAUCAAUGCUUCCUAUGUCUCUGUACAUGUGGACAACUCCCGUGACAUUGGAAAUAAAGUAACAUCAAUGGCGUUCCUCUGUGGGAAGGCUGUGGAAGAUCUCUGCAGGGUCAAACAGAUUGACUUGGACUCCAGACACAUGGGCUGGGUCACCAGUGAGCUUCCUGGAGGGGACCACCAUGUAAUCAAGAUUGAGUUUAAGGGGCCUGAAAACACGCUUAGGGUACGACAGGUCAAAGUACUUGGCUGGAAGGAGGGCGAGAGCAUCAAGAUUGCUGGGCUGAUAUCAGCCAGUGUAGCCCAGCAGAAGAACUGUGAGGCUGAGACGCUUCGUGUGUUUCGCCUUAUUACAUCACAGGUAUUUGGCAAACUGAUUUGUGGUGAUGCAGAACCAACACCAGAACAAGAAGAGAAGAACCUGCUGUCAUCACCUGAGGGCGAAGACAAGGCCCCAUCUGAUGCAGACUUAAAGGAGCACAUGGUUGGCAUUAUUUUCAGCAGGAGCAAGCUGACUAACCUUCAGAAACAGGUAUGUGCCCAUAUCGUCCAAGCCAUUCGAAUGGAGGCCACACGUGUACGUGAGGAAUGGGAGCAUGCCAUCUCCAGCAAGGAGAAUGCAAACUCGCAGCCAAGUGAUGAUGAUGCCUCGUCGGAUGCGUACUGUUUUGAGCUGCUGUCUAUGGUCCUGGCCUUGAGCGGAUCUAACGUUGGCAGGCAGUAUCUGGCUCAGCAGCUUACCCUCCUGCAGGACCUUUUCUCCCUGCUUCACACUGCUUCACCACGUGUCCAGAGACAGGUGACAUCACUGCUCAGACGCGUUCUUCCUGAGGUUAGUCCCAUGCGUUUGGCCAGUGUCAUUGGCGUGAAGGCCCUGCCACCAGCGGACAUCAGUGACAUCAUUCACUCUACUGAGAAGGGCGACUGGACCAAGCUUUGCAUUUUGGAUAUGUUCCUGGGCUGCAUUGCCAAAGCCCUCACCGUGCAGCUCAAAGCUAAGGGGACCACUAUAGUUGGCACAGCUGGCAUGGCUGCAGGCAAAGGAGUCACGACAGUCACUCUGCCAAUGAUCUUUAACUCAAGUUACAUACGACGUGGAGAGAGUCACUGGUGGAUGAAGGGCUCAACUCCACCACAGAUAGCUGAGAUUAUCAUCAAACUGGUCAAAGACAUGGCUGCCGGGCACCUCUCAGACGCCUGGUCCAGGGUGACUAAGAAUGCUAUAGCCGAGACAAUCAUUGCACUCACAAAGAUGGAGGAAGAACACAGAUCUCCCGUGCGCUGCAUCGCUACCACUCGGCUGUGGCUUGCUCUGGCCUCUCUGUGUGUGCUGGAUCAGGACCAUGUGGACCGACUAUCCUCUGGUCGCUGGAUGGGUAAAGACGGGCAGCAGAAACAGAUGCCCAUGUGUGAUAACCACGACGACGGGGAGACUGCGGCCAUCAUUUUAUGUAAUGCAUGUGGAAACCUGUGCACUGACUGCGACCGCUUCCUACAUCUCCACCGGCGCACACGUACCCACCAGAGACAGGUGUUUAAGGAAGAAGAGGAGGCCAUUAAGGUGGACCUACAUGAAGGCUGCGGUAGGACCAAACUCUUCUGGCUUAUGGCACUUGCUGACUCCAAGACCAUGAAGGCCAUGGUGGAGUUUCGUGAGCACACAGGGAAACCAGCAUCCAGCAGUUCAGAUGCCUGCCGCUUCUGUGGUACCAGGAACGGAACAGAGCUAUCUGCUGUGGGAAGUGUGUGUUCAGACCAAGAUUGUCAGGAGUAUGCAAAACUGGCCUGCAGUAAGACUCAUCCGUGUGGUCACCCAUGUGGUGGGGUAAAAAAUGAAGAAAUGUGUCUGCCCUGUCUGCAUGGUUGUGACAAAACCGCAGUGUGUCUGAAACAGGACGCUGAUGAUAUGUGCAUGAUCUGCUUUACUGAAGCUCUGUCUGCUGCUCCAGCAAUCCAGCUGGAGUGCAGUCACGUUUUCCAUCUUCAGUGUACACGAAGGGUUCUGGAAAACCGCUGGCUUGGGCCCAGGAUAACCUUUGGGUUCAUGUCUUGCCCUAUUUGCAAGAACAAGAUAAACCACUCUGUGCUGAAAGACCUGCUGGACCCCAUCAGAGAGCUGUAUGAGGAUGUGAGGAGAAAGGCUUUAAUGAGACUAGAGUAUGAAGGUCUACACAAGAGUGAAGCCAUCACAAUGUCUGGAGCUCGAUUCUACAAUGACCCAGCUGGAUUUGCCAUGAACAGAUACGCUUACUAUGUCUGCUUCAAGUGUAAAAAGGCAUAUUUUGGGGGCGAGGCCCGCUGUGAUGCUGAGGCAGGACAAGGCGAUGACUAUGAUCCCCGUGAGCUCAUUUGUGGAGCAUGCUCAGAUGUGUCCCGAGCACAGAUGUGCUCUAAACAUGGCACAGAUUUCUUGGAAUAUAAAUGCCGUUACUGUUGCUCUGUGGCUGUGUUCUUCUGUUUUGGCACCACGCAUUUUUGCAACGCCUGUCAUGAUGAUUUCCAGAGGAUGACCAGUGUUCCCAAAGAAGACUUGCCUCAUUGUCCUGCUGGACCAAAAGGGAAACAGUUAGAGGGCAGCGAGUGCCCCCUGCAUGUGGUACAUCCUCCCACAGGAGAGGAGUUUGCACUGGGGUGUGGUGUUUGUAGAAAUGCCCAUACCUUCUAAAUGGCAGGAUUCUGUAAUGAUCUCUUUGUCUAUAAAUACAGUAUCCUCCUGUGUCAAAUAGCUCCCUUGUCAACACAGCAAGAGAGCAGAUUCACCGGUUGUCCAGUUCUUGAGGGAACUUUAACUGGCACCCUGUGUUCCGAGGUGCACCCCUCUCUUUAGAUGCUGAAGAAUUAUAAAAAGAACAAAAAAAAACCCUUUGUGACAUGUUUGCAUGCAGCCACUGUAACCCUGUGGCUCCCAUAAACAUUGCACACUUUCUGACCAUUGAAGUGUAACAACGUAUUAAGGAUUUUUGAACCGAAUCUGAGGCUGCUUAUCACCACAUGACUGCGUGAAAAAAGGCGAAACAAGAUGAAUUCAGCCUCUCAGAUUUAAGAUUAUAUUGUUGUAUGUAAACUUUUCUUUUCUUAAUCUUGUACAGUAUUCCUUAACUUUGAAGUGCAUCAUGGUUUGACGGAUAAAGAAUAAAAUUAUAUAUGAGGACUGUAGAAUGUUACGCUGGGAGGAAUAGUGUACGAUUUAUCUAAUCUUGUAUAUAAUGACAGUAACCCUUCAUAUGUGUAUUCUGAUGUUGCUACUCUACACUUCAGUUUUGUUUGACAUUCUGGGAUUUGUUUUGAGCCAGAAGUUUUAAUGAAUUGCAAUACUGGGUGUGCCUCCUCGCAGAUGUAAACAUAUGGAAUGUAUGUCAAUAAAACCACUGUACGUUUUUAUACAGUGAUACACUCGCGGUUGUGUUUUCCCCUGGCAAGUAUAUCAUUUCUGUAGUCUGAACUGUAUUGAGGGGCUUAAUGUCUGCCGUGUCUCCCCUGUUUGUCUUAAUGACGUGAUAUAAAUCCCUUUUCUGUCCUUUUAAAACAAAAGGUGAGUAUGUUCUACUUUUGUAUUGUAAGAACAUGACUCUUGGGGCCAGUCCUCGCAACAAAUUAAAGGAAUGUGAGGAAAACAAAAAAGAAAUAGUCGAAACUUUCGAAGAUAUAUAGGAAUGUUUAGGGGUGGGGGGGGGGGUUAAGGUGUGGUUAACAGCUGCUGUAGAAGACAAAACUGCAACUUGUGAAUCUGCUUUAUAUUAUUAUCUUUGGAUGGAGCUGAAUGGUAAUAAAUUUAAUAAAACAGGUUUUCUGUUCAGCAAAGGUACAUUACAAAAAGUGUGUUAUGUGCUUUUUCUUCAAUUUCCAGGAACACCUAGUAUAAUUUAUACAAUCUUUGAAAAGGCAACAUACUACAACCACAAAAAAAUUUUGGAGACCAUUUUUCUGAUUUUAAAAUGUACUACACUGCGUUCCAAAUUAUUAUGCAAAUUGGAUUUAAGUGUCGUAAACAUUUAAUUUUAUAUUGUUCAAUUAAACUUAUGGAUGGUAUUGUGUCUCAGUGCUCUUUGGAUCACUGAAAUCAAUCUCAGACACCUGUGAUAAGUAGUUUGCCAGGUGAGCCCAAUUAAAGGAAAACUACUUAAGAAGGACGUUCCACAUUAUUAAGCAGGCCACAGGUUUCAAGCAAUAUGGGAAAGAAAAAGGAUCUGUCUGCUGCCGAAAAGCGUCAAAUAGUGCAAUGUCUUGGACAAGGUAUGAAAACAUUAGAUAUUUCACGAAAACUUAAGCGAGAUCAUCGUACUGUGAAGACAUUUGUGGCUGAUUCAGAGCACAGAAGGGUUCGUGCAGAUAAAGGCAGAAUGAGGAAGGUUUCUUCCAGACAAAUUCAUCGGAUUAAGAGAGCAGCUGCAAAAAUGCCAUUGCAAAGCAGCAAACAGGUAUUUGAAGCUGCUGGUGCCUCGGGAGUCCCGAAAACCUCAAGGUGUAGGAUCCUCCAGAUGCUUGCAGUUGUGCAUAAACCUACUAUUCGGCCACCCCUAACCAAUGCUCACAAGCAGAAACGGUUG
Molecule: messenger RNA, 14147 nt
Organism: Triplophysa rosa
Lineage: Eukaryota; Metazoa; Chordata; Actinopteri; Cypriniformes; Nemacheilidae
Gene: mycbp2
Product: MYC binding protein 2
Exons: 72
Coding region: 56-12265 (4069 amino acids)
Cellular component (GO): nucleus
Source: RefSeq, a predicted model, not a curated record